AUGGCCACUGCUAACAUCCCCUCCAUUGCCGUGGUGGCUUCAUCGCGUGCCGUUAUCUCCGGUCGUCUGACCUCUGCUACUGUGGUCAUCUCUCAAACCACUGGGAAGAUUACCGCCGUCUUUGAUUCCGUCAUCCCGGCAUCGGAAUUCCCCGAAGGCACACCUUAUACCGAUUACUCGCCUUAUGUGCUUUUGCCUGGACUGGUCGACGCUCACGUUCACCUGAAUGAGCCUGGCCGUACCGAAUGGGAGGGCUUCUACACCGGUACCCAGGCUGCGGCCUUUGGUGGUGUGACCACUGUUAUUGAUAUGCCGUUGAAUGCUAUCCCUCCCACUACUACCGUGUCUGGCUUGAAGGAGAAGCUCAAGGCUGCUCAGGGCAAGUGCUGGGUGGACGUUGGUUUCUAUGGUGGUAUCAUUCCCGGCAAUGCUGGUGAACUCCAGGGUCUUGUGAAUGAGGGUGUUCGUGGCUUUAAGGGUUUCCUGAUUGACAGCGGUGUUGAUGAGUUCCCCGCUGUUACUCAAGAGGAUAUCAAAAAGGCUAUGGUUGAGCUGGCAGAUGCGCCCACCACGCUCAUGUUCCACGCCGAAAUGGUCCCGCCUAUCACCAAGUCUGUGGGCGAUGAGGUCCAAAGCUCCGAUCCUCCGGCAGCCCCGGCUGGCCCACUGGAAGCCUACUCGACUUUCUUGGCCUCUCGGCCUUCAGAGUUCGAGACUUGUGCCAUCGAGAGUAUUAUCUCUAUGGCUCACCUUGCCCCCAACCUUCAGUUGCACAUUGUCCACCUUUCUGCAAUGGAGGCUAUUCCAAUUCUGCGGGAAGCCCGUGCUCGGGGUGUGAAGAUCACUGCUGAGACCUGUUUCCACUACUUGUCACUGGCCGCUGAGCAAGUACGGGACGGUGACACUCGUCACAAGUGCUGCCCGCCUAUCCGCUCCCAGUUGAACCAGGAUGGUCUAUGGGAAGAGUUGGAGAAGCACACUGGUGACGGUGUCAUCAAGACCGUCGUCUCUGACCACUCCCCCUGCACUCCUGAGCUGAAGCAGCUUCCCUCUCACGUACCUGGUGCCAUUAAGGGUGCCAAGGAAGAAAAGGGUGACUUCUUCUCUGCCUGGGGUGGUAUCUCCUCCGUUGGUCUGGGUCUGCCCAUUCUCUGGACCGAGCUCAGUCGUCGCAAGGGUCUGACUCCCUCCCCCGAGGACGUGAACACCAGGAACGCCUUGCAAGAUGUCGUCCGUCUUUGCUGCGCCAACACCGCCGCCCAGGUCGGUCUGGAGACCCAGAAGGGUGACUUGCGCCCUGGUUUCGACGCUGAUAUCUGUGUCUUCGACGACUCUGCUGAAUGGACCGUCGAGCCUAGCACCAUGCUCUUCCGUAACAAGUGCUCCCCCUACCAGGGCCGCACCUUGCGCGGUAUGGUCCGUGAGACUUGGCUUCGUGGCGAGCGCAUCUUCAGCCGUGAGGACAACUUUGGCGAGAAGGCCCCGGCUGGAAAGUUGCUCCUUGAGAAGCGCGUUUGA
Penicillium verhagenii is the source of this 1518-nucleotide messenger RNA. RefSeq names its product allantoinase alX. Lineage: Eukaryota; Fungi; Ascomycota; Eurotiomycetes; Eurotiales; Aspergillaceae. Gene Ontology annotation, biological process: purine nucleobase catabolic process; allantoin catabolic process. The record is from RefSeq and is a predicted model, not a curated record. Gene Ontology annotation, cellular component: cytoplasm. Gene Ontology annotation, molecular function: zinc ion binding; allantoinase activity; cobalt ion binding. The transcript has 2 exons. The coding region runs from base 1 to 1518 and encodes 505 amino acids.